AUGGCCGCUCCGGGCAGCUGGGCGACGGCCACCGGUCUUGUCCUCACGUUGAUCGCUGUCAGCGCGGGCGUCAGCUCCGCCGGCGGCUUCGCCUUGCUUCUCAGCUUCGCCGGGGUGCUCGCCGGCGCCAGCCUCAUCUUCGUCGGCGUCCGCGUCGCCGACGACCCGACGGCGCCCGCAGGCCUCCCCGGGGUGGGUGUACGCUGCCUGCGCCGCAACCUCGCUCUCGCGGGCCACCUCUUGGCGUCCUCUGCUGCCAGUGCGACGGUGGUGGCGGCGGCGGCGGACAGGGAGACGGCCCCGGUGCUCUGCUUCUGCGCGUUUGCUCUGCUGCUAAUCGGGCUCUCGCUCCUCAACAUCGGAGUUCUUCUUCUUGGGGAUAAGGAAGCCGAAGAACACUAG
This is a messenger RNA of Miscanthus lutarioriparius, 402 nucleotides long. Lineage: Eukaryota; Viridiplantae; Streptophyta; Magnoliopsida; Poales; Poaceae. The record is from the annotation of a GenBank genome assembly.